This is a messenger RNA of Orussus abietinus, 2459 nucleotides long. It is a transcript of the gene Pak3, whose product is annotated as serine/threonine-protein kinase PAK 1. The record is from RefSeq and is a predicted model, not a curated record. Bases 766 to 2271 code for a protein of 501 amino acids. NCBI's taxonomy places the organism in Eukaryota, Metazoa, Arthropoda, Insecta, Hymenoptera, Orussidae. The transcript has a single exon. Gene Ontology annotation, molecular function: protein serine/threonine kinase activity; ATP binding. Gene Ontology annotation, cellular component: cytoplasm. Gene Ontology annotation, biological process: regulation of MAPK cascade; intracellular signal transduction; protein phosphorylation.
GAGAGGGAACUAAGAAACGAUUUCAAUUCUCGCUUCCUAUUCCCGGGCAUUCCCGGCAAUUCCCGGGGACUCGGGGCCUGCUUCACUUUUUUUCACGUAACAUCGGGCAUGAAAGAAAAACGGUAAUUCUUCGUAUUUACGGUAACCGUUGCCGACGAAUCAAACGUUAAAAGAAAUAAUUUAGUGUACGCGUUGACCGGAAAGCCCAAGUGAAUCGCGGACACGGGAAAUAUUAUAUUUGGACCGAUUGGGCACGCGCAGGUACUUUUUUGGCAUUCGAUUCGGUAUUCGCGGGGACCGAGUCACGUCCGGCGGUGCCUGCGGUUCGUUCGUCGAAUGCAGUCGAAUGCAGUCGAAUGCAGUCAAAUGCUCUUACCAGCUAUUACGUUUUCCGGAGAUAACGGAUUGACGAUAUCGUCGCCGCCUAGCGGUGGAACGAAUAAACCAGAAGUUAUCGUUAAACCAUUCUCGCUUAAUUUCACUUAAUUUCCCGAUAAAUUGCUUACAGAGGAUUUUUGCCAUUUCCCUUUACUUGGACCGUAACCCGAAGAACGAAUCGUUCGAUAAAAGGUGGAGGCUGCAAUUAACGAACACGCAAUUUAGGGCUCGCGAGGGCAAAUUUCGAGAUCCGAUCCGACCGAGGGAUGAGCAUGAAUCACAGGUGAGCCGGAAGAUCCACUUGGAUCUGCUUGGAUCCGAGCAUCGGUGGAGAGUAUCGCGCCGCGGGGAAUUUCACGGAUCCCUCUCGUCAGACUUUGGGCAAAGAUGAGCCUCGGCAUAUCGAAGCUCUUCUCCAAGAAGAAGAUCGUUACCAACAGCGUCUCGGAGAUCGGUCUCCCGACCAACGUUUCGCAUCAGUUUCACGUCAGCAAAAAUGCGGAGACCGGCCAGUUGGAGGGCCUCCCCGAUCCUUGGAUCAGGGAGCUGAACGCGCAAAUCUCCAAAUCCGAGCAAAACGAACACCCGGCAGCGGCUCUACAGGCCAUUAAGUUUUACAAUUACUCCAUCAAGAAGAAGCCCCAGGAAGAAGUGUUCAAACCGUUCGUCACGGAGGAUCUGAUCGAGGAGGAGUCCCAAGAGAUAGAUAAAAUUCUCUCCAAGAAGAAGUAUCGUUCCGGCGAUUCCGAUGGAUCCACGUCUGCGAGUUCGACGGAAGGACCGCAGCAGAGGCUACCCGACUUACCUCCAAAGGUAGGGAAGCCACCAAAACCUGCCCCGAGGAAGUACGUCGAAAGGAUAGAGAAGACCUUGACGGAGAUUCUCGAGGAUCUGAAUACUUACCGAACAGACGACGUCGUCGUCACGGAAGAGAUUCGACCGGUCGACGAAGAAAGCCCCGUUCUGAGGAGAAGAACCGAAUGUAGGGUAGGAAAGCUGAGCGACGUCGAAGUAUACCAAGAACUGCGUAGCAUCUGUCAGGUCGGCGAUCCUAAUAAAAGGUUUCAAAGGACCAAAGAGGUCGGUGCCGGUGUUUCCGGAACGGUGUUCGUUGCCACCGACCUGUUCGAUGACCAAAAAGUUGCGAUAAAGGACAUCGACCUGUCCAAGCAACCCAAAAAGGAGCUCAUUUUAACUGAAAUCAAAGUACUGAAAGAGUUUCGGCAUCCAAAUUUAGUCAACUUCUUGGAUGGGUAUUUAGUGGACGAGCACUUGUGGGUUGUAAUGGAAUUACUCGAAGGAGGGCCCUUGACCGACGUGGUCGUCGAGACGGUUAUGAAGGAGGCCCAAAUUGCUGCGGUCUGCCGGGAAGUUCUCAAGGCCAUUAGCUUCCUGCACUCGAGGGGCAUUAUUCAUAGAGAUAUUAAAUCGGAUAACGUGCUUCUCGGUAUGAACGGAGCUGUCAAAGUCACCGAUUUUGGGUUCUGUGCAAACAUCGUGGGAGACGAGAAGAGACAAACGAUGGUAGGCACUCCAUACUGGAUGGCUCCCGAGGUAGUAACGAGGAAACAAUACGGUAAGAAAGUGGAUAUUUGGUCCCUGGGGAUCAUGGCCAUUGAAAUGAUAGAGGGGGAACCACCUUACCUGAAGGAACCUCCACUGAGAGCUUUGUACUUGAUCGCUGCCAUUGGAAAACCUUCCGUUCCUAGAUGGGACACGCUGAGUCCGGUGUUCCAAAAUUUUCUUGAGAGGUGUUUAACCGUCGAAGUCGACGACAGGGCCACUGCCGAUGAACUGCUCGCUCAUCCGUUUCUCAAAAAUUGUGCCGAUCUGUCUACCUUGACGCCCCUCAUUAAGGCAGCACAGCAAAUUCUUCAUAAAGAAUUUUUGUGACCUAUCCAAUGGCGGUGAUGUUGGAUUAAUGCUUUCACAGUCAUAAGUUUCCUGCAUUCGAAGGGAAUUAAUAAUAGCGACGUUGAAUCCGAUAAUGCUUCUUGGUACAAAUAGACCUAUUGAAAUUAUCGACUUCAAUCUUUGUACGAACAUCAAAGGAAAUAAGAAAUGACGAACAGUGGUCGAUA